ACUCUCUUUAGCUCCAUUUCUUCCUUUCUUUUACAAUUUUUCCCUCUUCCUUUUUUUUUUUUUUUUCCACCCCCCUGGAUUAGGCAGCAAUCAAUCCUUCUCCCUGUGUCUGUUGAGAAACAGGUGAUCCUUGUUAACAGCGAUCAGUUUGUGGAUGCAGCUUCCUCUCCGGCGUUUGAAGGAUGAUGAUACCAGGCAAGACUGAAUCAGCAUAACUUUUACUUUGCAAGAGGAAAAACUUUUUUCCCUGUUUGAAGGCACUAAAAAACACGUAGCAUUUUAAAGCAGAAGAAGUUGGUUUUAAAGCUGAACUUCUCCACUUUCCCGGGAUUUGUGUGUGUCAAAGGCUGCGUCUUUUUUUUUUUUUUCUUUUCUCCUCCCUUAUCCCCCAAAAGGAAACUGUUGCUAGUUGGAAUAGACUUUUUAAAUGUUUGGGAUUCAAGAUACUUUAGGGAGAGGACUAAUUCUGAAAGAUAAAUCUCUAGGUUCUGAAAUGGAUUCCGUCAGGUCCUGGGUCAGAAACGUUGGGGUUGUGGAUGCAAACGUAGCAGCACAAAGCGGAGUAGCUUUGUCCAGAGCUCACUUUGAAAAGCAGCCACCCUCCAACUUGAGGAAAUCCAAUUUCUUUCACUUUGUUCUGGCUCUCUACGACAGACAGGGGCAGCCGGUGGAAAUAGAGAGGACAGCUUUUGUGGACUUUGUAGAAAAUGAUAAAGAGCAAGGCAAUGAAAAGACAAACAAUGGCACACAUUACAAACUCCAACUCCUUUAUAGCAAUGGUGUCAGGACUGAACAGGAUCUGUAUGUUAGACUCAUCGAUUCAGUCACUAAGCAGCCCAUAACUUAUGAAGGACAGAACAAGAAUCCUGAAAUGUGCAGAGUUUUGCUUACCCAUGAAGUCAUGUGCAGUCGGUGCUGCGAGAAGAAAAGUUGUGGCAACAGAAAUGAGACUCCGUCUGACCCUGUGAUCAUUGACAGAUUCUUCUUAAAGUUUUUCCUCAAGUGCAAUCAGAAUUGUUUGAAAACAGCAGGAAACCCAAGAGAUAUGAGACGAUUCCAGGUUGUGCUAUCAACAACAGUGAACGUUGAUGGGCAUGUGCUGGCAGUGUCUGACAACAUGUUUGUUCACAACAACUCCAAGCAUGGACGGAGAGCAAGGAGACUUGAUCCCUCAGAAGCCACACCGUGCAUCAAAGCAAUCAGCCCAAGUGAAGGUUGGACUACAGGGGGAGCAAUGGUGAUCAUCAUUGGAGACAACUUCUUUGAUGGGCUGCAAGUUGUGUUUGGAACCAUGCUUGUAUGGAGUGAGCUGAUCACGCCUCAUGCCAUCCGAGUUCAGACACCUCCACGUCACAUUCCCGGAGUGGUUGAAGUGACAUUAUCGUACAAAUCCAAACAGUUUUGCAAAGGCGCGCCAGGCAGGUUUAUUUACACAGCUUUAAAUGAACCUACCAUAGAUUACGGUUUCCAAAGACUGCAGAAGGUCAUCCCAAGACAUCCUGGUGACCCAGAAAGACUAGCUAAGGAAAUGCUGUUGAAACGAGCUGCUGACCUCGUUGAAGCACUGUAUGGGACGCCACACAACAACCAGGACAUCAUUCUGAAGCGAGCUGCAGACAUCGCAGAAGCUCUCUACAGUGUGCCCAGAAAUCCCGCGCAGAUCCCUGCGCUGUCUAGCUCUCCUGCUCACAGCAGUAUGAUGGGGAUCAACUCCUACGGUAGCCAGCUGGGAGUCAGCAUUUCAGAGUCAACACAGGGGAACAACCAAGGUUACAUUCGUAAUACGAGCAGCAUCUCACCCCGAGGUUACUCCUCCAGUUCCACACCUCAGCAGUCCAAUUACAGCACUUCCAGCAACAGCAUGAACGGCUACAGCAACGUCCCCAUGUCAAACCUGGGCGUUCCAGGCUCACCUGGAUUCAUUAACGGCUCCCCAACAGGAUCCCCGUACGGACUAAUGUCUUCAAGUCCAACAGUUGGCUCUUCCAGCACUUCUUCCAUCCUUCCAUUCUCCUCUUCCGUCUUUCCUGCUGUCAAACAGAAGAGUGCCUUUGCUCCUGUCAUCAGACCCCAAGGGUCUCCUUCUCCUGCCUGCUCUAGUGGCAAUGGAAAUGGGUUUAGAGCCAUGACUGGUCUUGUCGUUCCCCCGAUGUAAGGAAGAGGCAGCUUUGCUCCUCUCUCCCUCUUCCCUUUUUUCCUCUUUUUUUCAUUUUUCUUUUACAGCACAAAACUACUUAUUGUGAUGGACCACUAAAAAGAAAAAAAUAGCACUACAAGCUCUUUUUUGGGGGAAAGCCAGGCCCAGGAAAAAAAAAGGAACAUUUUUUAUGGAUUGGACAAGAUGGAAGUCUGCAUCUUUUACCUGUUUCGUAUUUCUGACACAACCACAUCAACUCCUAAAACAUUGUGAAUGAAGAAUCAGCCAGGAGCCAGCAGGAACAGCGGUUGGCAGAGCGGAAUCCGAAAUGCAAAGUCUUUCUUGAAAGACAGGAAACCUUCCUAAGAUUUGUAAAAUAUUAAAAGGAGAAAGAAAUUGGCAAAAUGAUUCAGGCUUGAUAUUUUGGAUACAAUUUCUUUUACUUUGUAGGGGAAAAAAGUUGAAGUUUCUAUUUUCUAUCAGAUAUCAAUUUAGUUUAUGCAGAAAAA
Opisthocomus hoazin is the source of this 2646-nucleotide messenger RNA. RefSeq names its product EBF transcription factor 2 (gene EBF2). Gene Ontology annotation, molecular function: DNA binding; DNA-binding transcription factor activity. Gene Ontology annotation, biological process: regulation of DNA-templated transcription. The record is from RefSeq and is a predicted model, not a curated record. NCBI's taxonomy places the organism in Eukaryota, Metazoa, Chordata, Aves, Opisthocomiformes, Opisthocomidae.